Messenger RNA from Camelina sativa (false flax), 619 nucleotides. Its product is annotated as protein LIKE COV 3. Lineage: Eukaryota; Viridiplantae; Streptophyta; Magnoliopsida; Brassicales; Brassicaceae. Gene Ontology annotation, cellular component: Golgi apparatus. The record is from RefSeq and is a predicted model, not a curated record.
AUCCAUACAUAUAUAGAGAGAGAUGGAACCGAGGGAGAGAGAUCUGGAGCGAUUGAUCCCGAUGCAUAAAUCCGGAGCUUCACCUCGCGACGUCGUUUUGUCUGUUCCGCCGUCUCCUCUCGCUUCUCCGAUCCACGUUGCCGGAAGAGAGGCGAUUUACAAAGUCAUCAGAAGCUGGGCCUCCAAAAAGUUCAUGACCGGAUGUGUCAUUCUCUUACCAAUUGCUGUCACAUUCUACUUCACAUGGUGGUUUAUUCAUUUCGUGGACGGGUUCUUCUCCCCAAUCUAUACCCAUCUCGGAAUCAAUAUGUUCGGUCUUGGAUUUGUGACAUCCAUCACAUUCAUCUUUCUGGUUGGUGUAUUCAUGUCUUCAUGGCUUGGAGCUUCAGUUCUCAGUAUUGGAGAAUGGUUUAUCAAGAAGAUGCCUCUCAUCAGUUACAUCUACUCAGCUUCUAAGCAAAUCAGCGGAGCAAUCUCACCAGAUCAAAGCUCAGGUGCAUUCAAGGAGGUAGCCAUUAUCAGACAUCCUCAUAUGGGAGAAUAUGCUUUUGGUUUCAUUACAUCGACUGUGAUACUUCGAGGUCGUGCUGGUGGAGAAGAACUAUGUUGUGUCCUUUGA